AUGAAGAAAAAGUACUUUAUUCUAUUUCAUAUUUCUCUCCAUAAUCAAUCGUCUCCAAGCCAAUCGUUCAACUCAUUUUCAUCAGACGUUUGUGCUAACUCACCAAACAACACAUCCUUGAUGUCGUCAUCUUCUAAUUGUUCAAUAUUAUGGUGCUCUUAUGUACGUGCACAGAUCCAGGAAGAUGACGAAACAUCGUUGUUCCCGAUCGAUCCUAUUAUUCGAUACAUACGAAGUUAUACUCGUGAAAGAUGGUACGAGUCACUUGAAGUUUUACUAAAGAACCAAUUAUCCUUGUCUUCAACGAUUGGAUAUUGUCAAUUCCCAGGUCGAACAAUCCCAUACUCGGAUCCCAUCGGAUCCGAAACAUGGAUUUCCUGGAUUUUCCAAGGGUCAUCAUAG
Adineta ricciae is the source of this 402-nucleotide messenger RNA. The record is from the annotation of a GenBank genome assembly. NCBI's taxonomy places the organism in Eukaryota, Metazoa, Rotifera, Eurotatoria, Adinetida, Adinetidae.